Nomia melanderi (Alkali bee) is the source of this 3452-nucleotide messenger RNA. The record is from RefSeq and is a predicted model, not a curated record. Lineage: Eukaryota; Metazoa; Arthropoda; Insecta; Hymenoptera; Halictidae.
GUUUGUUUAGGUUCUUCAGGUUUGUUGCUGGUGUGAGUGGAUGUUAGAUUGUGGAUUUGGGUAAGGGAUGUUUGGAGGAAGGAGUGAUUUGUUUAGGAUUUUUAGGUUUGUUGCUGGUGUAGGUGAAUGUUGAUAAAUGAUGGAGUAGAUGAAGUAAUUAUUGAUGCUGAAUUAUUUUAAUAUUGAAGAUUAGGUAUCACUGGUGGUACAUGUUAGCGUCAUUGUAUUAAAACAAGCAUUGCUAUGGCAGUUUUUAGAGCAUUAACUGCCAACUAGGUAUUCUAUGAGCACUUGUUAUGAAUUAAAAAAAAAAUUGAUUAUCAGAUGCUGAAUACAUUGAGAUUUUAAUUGUAUUAUAUUCAUCACGGUAAUUGAAUAACUUAAUUAAUCUCGAUAUUAAUACUCCACGUGCGAAUAACAUUCCUAAAUCAUGGAUUCUAAGGAACAAUUCCUUCGUCAACUAACAAUUUCCACCCUUACACUUUCACUAUUGCCAACAAAGCAUCCAAUCACAUUAAAAGCACUACAAACACAUUUCAGCAAUUCAUUCAAGAACAUCGCACACUGAGAAGCACCGAAAUAGUACUCCCAUAAAACACAAAUAAAUAUCCACAAGAACUUCGUCAAAUGAAUUACACACAUUAAAAAGAAAAAGAAAAACCUUAAAAAAAGCUUCCAUCAUCUUCCAUUCAGAAUUCGGAAAACGAUAAUAUAGAAAGGAAACCGUCAAGAUUUAACCGUUCUUCAGAGAACAGAUCGCUUCCUAUAAACCGGAAGUGAGCCGAAGAUGAUCGAGCAGUACCGUCAGCUGAAAGUAUCGGCGUUCCUCUGUCAUGGCCGCGAAUCUCCGGUGUGCCGGGGCCCGCAUCGACAACCAGAGCGAAUUACGAGAACGAACGAUCGGCCCGUAACGAAGGUCAAAGCGAAGCUGCUGCUGCUACGCGAGAAGCAGGGGGUCGCGUGGUUGGCCAGCGACGAGAGGAUCGCGUUGGUCGGCCACGAGGCGAUGGACGGACGCGGCAGGAUGAAGUUCAGGAAGCUAUUCCGCAGCCGAAUGUCGCGCGCCACCGUUUUCGGUACGAAACUGAAGCAAUGCACCAGGAAGCAGCCGGCCAAAGUCAGGAAAUGCAUGUGCUUGCCGUCCAAUUAUGCCCUCGUCGAGUUCCCCAUGGUCUGGUCCGAGCUCAGAGCGAACCAGCAGUUAUGCGACGGUGCAAUCAGAUGCGCCAGGGACCACGUAUUCCCAGUGCAUCGUGCCAUUUUGUCUGCGGUCAGCCCGUACUUCAAGGCCCUUUUCACCAACAGCCUGAAAGGCGGCAAGACCGAGACUACCGAGGUCGUCAUCGACUCCAUUCCCGGAGAGAUCUUCAGCCUCGUCCUCGACUACGCUUACACCGGCGCGUGUAACGUGAACGCGGACAACGUCGAGCAACUGUUACCGCUGGCCGAUCAGUUCGAGGUCCUAGGGGUCGUUCAGCUGUGCUGCCAGUUCCUGCUGCAGGAGCUGAGGCUCGAGAAUUGCUUAGGUAUCUUUAAAUUCGCCCGUCACUAUUUCUGCCGUGACCUGGAAGAGAAGGGCCGGAAAUACAUUCGUCAUCACUUUAAGCGGAUACUGCAAGAGAGCCCGGAAUUCAAAGAGCUCACCGGCGAGGAACUCGAGGCGAUCCUAUGCGACGACGAGCUGAACGUCAGAAACGAGGAAAUAGUUUUCGAGGCCGUUAAAACCUGGGUCGAGCACAACGCCGAAGAAAGGCAGGCUUGUUUGCCGAGGCUCUUGAAAUGCGUGCGCUACGGCCUGAUGGGCUACCCCUUCUUCACGAACAAUAUUCUCACGUGGAAGAUCAUCGAGGAGGAUCGACUCUGCCAGCAAGUGUUAACCGAAGCGGACGCGUACCUAACCGAGCAAGAAUCGGAGCAAAAUGGCGUCGAGAUCGACCUGAAGAAUCCACUGACGUGUCCCCGGAUCCCCUACGAGAUCUUGUUCGCGAUCGGCGGCUGGAGUGCUGGUGCUCCCACAAAUUUCGUCGAGACCUACGACACAAGAGCUGACAGAUGGUUUCUAUCAGUGAGCACGGACGCGACACCGAGGGCGUACCACGGAUUGUGCACCCUGAACAAUCUGAUCUACAUGAUCGGCGGCUUCGACGGGAAUCAAUACUUCAACACGGUACGGUGCUUCGACCCGGUGACCAAAGAAUGGCGGGAACGGGCCUGCAUGUAUCACGCGAGGUGUUACGUCAGCGUUUGCACACACGGUGGGAAGAUCUACGCUCUCGGCGGCUACAACGGUCGUACCAGGAUGAGCUCGGGAGAAAGAUACGAGCCUCAGAGGAACCAAUGGGAACUGAUACCGCCGAUGCACCGGCAAAGGUCAGACGCGAGUGCGGCCGCGUUGCAGGACAAGAUUUACAUCGUCGGCGGUUUCAACGGGCGAGAAGUUCUGAAUUCCGCCGAGGUCUUUGACGUGGAGACCAAUCAGUGGAGUUACAUUCAUUCGAUGACCAAUCCACGGUCCGGGGUUUCCUUGGUCGCAUUCCGGGACAGCCUCUACGCUCUCGGAGGCUUCGAUGGAUUAACCAGGCUCAGUUCCGGGGAACGUUACAAUCCGAACCAUUCGGAGGACUGGCACGCGGUCCCAGCAAUGUCCAGCCCUCGCAGCAAUUUCGCCACGGUCAUCUUGGACGACAUGAUUUUUGUUGUCGGUGGUUUCAAUGGUUCAACGACAAUUGCGUAUGCAGAGUGUUACGACGCGGAUAGCAACGAGUGGUACGAUGCAUCGCCGAUGAAUCUUAAUCGAAGUGCCCUGAGCGCGUGCGUCAUCGCUGGCCUUGCCAAUGCGCGUGACUACUCGUAUCAGAGCAAAGCUCGUAACCUUGGCCAAGGGCAAGCUUCGUCCGAAAACCAAGAGAAGACAAAUCAAGGCGGCGAAGGCGCUGCCGAAAUGAACGCCGCCAUUUCCGAGAACGAGGAAGAAGAAGCGGUGAACUUCGAGGAGCACGAUCAAGGUGAAGUCAGCGCCAUGGACGAGGCAGCGGAGAGCGUUGGCAACUUUCUAGGAUAACUAAACGAUGAAAGGAAAACAAUAUAGAAAAAAGGAAAAAAUAAGUUACAUUUCGAUAGAGGAUAAAACGACGAAUAACUCGAAGUCUACAUCGAUAUUUCUUCUCGAACAUUUUAUUCAAGAGUCAGGAAUUUACAUCAUGGCGGCGUAAGACAUCGAGUACGUGAUUUGGAAAAGGAAUAAGAAAAAGAAACGAUCGCUCAGACAAAAUAGAAAUUUCAAAAAUGCGACAGAGAAUCUACGAAAGAAUCAGAGAUUGUAGAGUAUGAAACAAGAAUCUUACAAGAUAGCGUUUUUUUAAAAUAAAUUUUACGAAAAAUUGUCGCGUAAAGUGGUACGCGGGUUUUAACUGUGAUUGGGUCUUCCAUUUUUAACCAAAUCGCUGUUUUAU